AUGGCCCGGCGAGCCUGCUGCGUUGCUGCUGCGGCGGCCUUGUGUCUCUUUUGGGCGCAGCUUGCUGCUGCUGCAGCCCCCGAGCAGCAGCAGCAGCAGCAGCAGCAGCAGCAGCAGCAGUUGCUGCCGGCAGCAGCAGCAGCAGCAGAGGCGGCGCCAGAGCAGCAGCAACUCGCGCUAGUUCCACUCGCUGCUGCAGCGGCUCCCGCAGCAGCAGCGCCUGCAGCAGCAGCAGCAGCAGCAACUGCAUCAGCGCCAGCAGCAGCAGCAGCAGCAGCAGCAGCAGCAGCAGUGGCCCCCGAGCGGGCCUGGGACAUGCUGGUUGGAGACACUUUUGCUACAGUUUGGAGACAGCUGCAGGCCUUUUACGGGGACUCAAAAGCAGCAGCAGCAGCAGCAGCAGCAGCAGCAGCAGCAGCAAAACGGGGGGCCCCCCGGAGCAGCAGCAAAAAGGUAAAAGCAGCAAAAGCAAAAGACAAAAACCCAAAAAAGAAAAAACGCGUUUCUUUCCCGCUGCACCUCUUCAAGGGUUUCCGCCGCAGGGGGGCCCCCAAGAAGGGCCCCAAGGGGGCCCCCCAGGGGCCCCAGGGGGCCCCCCCGGGGGCACCUUCAGAAGAGUCUGAAGGAGAGACUGCAGAGGGGGCCCCCCAGGGGGCCCCCCAGGGGGCCCCCGAGGGGGCCCCCCCCGAGGGGGCCCCCCCCUCUGGGGGCCCCCAGGGGCCCCCGAAGCCCCCCCGGGCUUUUGCUGCUGAGACCCCACAGCAGCAAUCCCAAAGAAAGUCUUUUAUUAAUUUGCGGCUGCAGCAGCUAAUGGAGUCCAUUGACAUUUGGGCUGCUGCAGUUGAGGAGGCCCAAAAGGCCCAAGACUCGGGGGGCCCCCCAGGGGGGCCCCCCGGGGGGGCCCCCGAGGGGGCCCCCGGGGGGGCCCCCGAGGGGGCCCCCCAGGGGGCCCCCGGGGGGGGCCCCGAGGGGGCCCCCGGGGGGGCCCCCUCUGCUGCAGUGGAGGCAGCAAAGAAGCAAGCUUUGGGGGCCCUUGCGGAGGCCCAAGAGGCCCUUCAAAUGGGGCCCCAGGAGUUCACUGAGGCCUUUUAUAGGGCCCACCCGCCGAGGGGGCCCCUGGCGGGAAAGGGGGGCCCCCCGGGGGGCCCCCCCCCCCGGGGGGCCCCCCUGAGGCCCCUGGGGCCCCUGGAAGCUGCUGCGCUGCAGCGCACUGCAGCAGAAGCAGCAGCACUGCAAAGUGCUGCUGCAGGGAAGGCCAUCAGCCCCCAAGUGCUGCAGCAGCUGGAGCAGCAAAGAGCAGCAGCAGUUUUGGCUUUGGAGACUGCAGCAGCAGCAACUCGGCGGCGGGCGGAGGCCUACCUGCAGGUGCUGCAGGAGACUGCAGCAGCAGCAGCAGCAACUCUGGACCAGCAGCAAAUGAAAGAACUCAACAGAGCAGCAGCAAAGUGGCAGCAAAGAAAGAAAAGGGCAGAAGAGGCCCUCAAAAGGCUCAGCGACGCCGUGCGCAGCCAGCCCCCAGCAGCAGCAGCAGCAGCAGCAGCAGCAGCAGCAGCAGCAGCAGCAGCAGCAGGGGAGGCGGGGCAGCAGAGCGCAGCAGCGGCCCAGGACCGCCCAGCAGCAGCAGCGGAGGAGGGGGACCGGCCCGCCGCAGCAGCAGAAGACCAACCCGCAGCAGCAGCAGCAGCAGCAGCAGCAGCAGCAGCAGCAGCAGCUGAGCCUCCCCACUCCCCUGCAGCAGCAGCAGAGGGCCCCCCAGCUGCUGCUGCUCCCGAGGGGCCCCCCGCGGGAUCGCCUCCGGGAGACGAUCCCAGCAAAGCCGAUCCCGAUCCCCAGGGGGGCCCCCCUAAAACCCCCCUCAAACGCAGCCAGCUGCUGCUGCAGGUGGGGCCCCCGGGGGCCCCCCUCAAGGGCCCCCGACCCCUGGGAUCGUCUGGGAUCGUCUUUGUGGGGUCCCCAGGGGCCUCCCCAGAAGUCUCCAGAAGGGUCCUGGGGGGCCCCCCCCGGCCCGCCCCCACAGGGGGCCCCCAGGGGGCCCCCACAGUAAGGGCCCCCAUCCCUAUAGGGGACCCCCAGGGGGCCCCCUCGGGGUUCCAAAGUGAACCCAGGGGGGCCGAGGGGGCCCUAAGAUUGGACUUGGGACUUGAGGGGGAACUGCCUGUGAGCCCUGUGCAGCCAGCAGCAGCAGCAGCAGCAGCAGGAGCAGCAGCAGCAGGUGCAGCAGCAGCAGAAAGGCCCGCGUCCUACGGCGGAGCAAAGACACAAAGACCCACAGACCUCAGGAUGCUUCACAGAGACUAA
Molecule: messenger RNA, 2298 nt
Organism: Eimeria necatrix
Lineage: Eukaryota; Apicomplexa; Conoidasida; Eucoccidiorida; Eimeriidae
Exons: 1
Coding region: 1-2298 (765 amino acids)
Source: RefSeq, a predicted model, not a curated record